AUGCUCUCUCUUUUCAACAACAGAUGGUAUUGUGGCGAUGAUUACGUUUCUUCUUUUUACUCAUCUUUUUCUCCUUCAGCCAUUUGUACAUUUUGUCAUUUUUUUCUUUCUUUCUCUUCUAAUGUUUCUUUCGUUAUAUAUUUCUUUCUGAUUUUUCGUUUUCUGUCUUUCUGUCUUUCUUUCUUUCGUUCGUUUUUUUUUCUACAUGUCUUUUCUUUUCGUUCUUUCUUUCGUCCUUUCUUUCUUUCGUUCUUUCUACGUUAUUUUCUUUCGAUCGAUCGUUCUUUCUGUUUUUGUAGGCAUCUUUCUUUCCUUUUUUUCUUCCUUUCCUUCUUUUUUCUUUCUUUCUUUCUUUCUUUCUUUUUGCACUUCAGUUUAAUAUUUCUUUCGGCAUGCGUUCAUUUUUUUUUUUUUUUUGCAUUCUUUUUUUUUGUUUUAUUUUCAUUCCUUGUUUCUUUCUUUCAUUUUUCUCUUCAUCAUACUCUUCUUCCUUUAUUUUUCUGCUUCCUGUACCUCUUUCUUUUUGUCUUCCUCUAUACCGCUUUCUUUAUCUGCCUCUUAUGCUUCUUUCUCUCAUUCUUUUCUUUCUCUCUUUCUUUCAUUCCUUUUUCUUUCUUUCUCUCUUUUUUCUUUCUUUUUCUUUCUUUCUUUCUUUUAUUCCUUCUUACUUUCUUCUCCCUUCCCUUCAUUUUCUCUAUUAUUUAUUUCUUCUCUUUUAGUACUUUCUUUCUAUCUUUCUUUCUUUCUUUCUUUCUUUCUUUCUUUCUUUCUUUCUUGUUCCCUUGA
Molecule: messenger RNA, 786 nt
Organism: Acanthosepion pharaonis
Lineage: Eukaryota; Metazoa; Mollusca; Cephalopoda; Sepiida; Sepiidae
Source: the annotation of a GenBank genome assembly